AUGAAGGCAUUCACCAUUCUCACUGCCCUCCUGGGCACAGCUCUCGCCGCUCCCCGGGGCUUCACACACGUCCAGCCCAUUCAGAAGUCGGUCGAGAACAAGUAUACCACCGUCAAGGAAAGUUCCAAGGUCGUCGUCGAGGAGAAGAACACACUCAAUGGCACCGCUACCAACUCCCGCACCGGGAACUCCAGGGUCUUCAGCAUCAACUCCAACAAAGUCAGCACCCAGGCCGUCCAACAGUCUAUCCCCCUGAAGCUCGUCAACAACCUUGAUGGCGACGCAGUCAACUGCUACAUUUCUGGUCUCGACUCUGAUGGCAAGGUUGUCUUCCUUGGCUCCGCCGGCAACCUCAUCUACCCCAGCGCCGGCGGUUCUGCAGUCCCUGUUACCAUUGCUGAGGACAUCGCCAUCCCCAUGCCAGCCAAGGGCCAGACCUUUGAGAUCACUCUCCCCAUCGCCAUGGCUUCCGGUCGUGUCUACUUCGCUCAGGGUGAGCUCGAAUUCUUCAUGGUUAAGACUGCCACCGGUGACGGUCUCGUCCAGCCUUCCAACACCAACCUCGAGGAUCCCAGCCGCAACAUCAACUGGGGCUUCGUCGAACUGACGCUGACCACUGACGGUGUCAUCUGGGCCAACAUCUCCUAUGUCGACUUCGUCGGCCUCAUCCUGUCCAUGACUCUGAGAACCAAGGACAACAACACCCAGGAGGUCAUCGGUCUUCCCGGCAAUGCUGUUACCACUGUCUGCGAAAAGCUCCUCGCCCAGGGUGAAAAAGACGGUCUUCCGUGGGGUGCCAUGUGCAUCGCUGGCACCGACGGCAAGCCUCUCCGUGUUCUCUCCCCCGAGGACUACGGUGACGUCGCUGGCGAGGGCUGGGAAGACUACUGGACUGAGUACGUUGACAAGGUCUGGGCGAAGUACAGCACAGAGACUCUCACUAUUAAGACCCAGGCAGUCGGUGAUGUCGCUUGCAAGGUCACUGACAACAAGCUUACUUGCGAUGGUGACAACCGCGCCUACCCCAAGCCUGACCACCUCGACAUCUGGGGCUGCAACUCUGGUCCCUUUGGUAUCCAGGCUGGGGACAACCCCGUCCACGUUGCUGUCGUGCCUCGUCUCUGUGCCGCUUUUGUCCGCAGCACCCUUCUUCUCGAUGGUGGCAACAUCACUCCUGACCUGCCCGAUACCAGCUACUACACUGUGAGCCCAACCAGCCACUACAGUCGCAUCAUCCACGAGGAGGAAGUUGACGGCAGGGGCUAUGCCUUCCCCUAUGACGAUGUCAACCCCACCGGCUCUGAGGAUGCCGCCGGCCUCGUCUCGUCUGGCAACUACGAGUCGCUGACCUUCUACAUUGGUGGAAAGCAAUAG
Messenger RNA from Clonostachys rhizophaga, 1374 nucleotides. NCBI's taxonomy places the organism in Eukaryota, Fungi, Ascomycota, Sordariomycetes, Hypocreales, Bionectriaceae. The record is from the annotation of a GenBank genome assembly.